AUGGCUUCCGCCGAGCAGCAACCGUUGUUAGAUGAGAAGAUUGCUCCCACACAUGGACUACAGAACGAGGACAAACCUUCGCAAAACUGGAUGAGACCGGCGGAGCGACGCCUGAGCGAUAUACUGCGUCAUGUCGUUAUACUACCCCUCGUUUGCGGCCUCGCAGUUUAUGGAUCGUAUACUCUUUGCAGGCAACACAUUUUCCAGAAAACUGCAUGGCUAGUGCCAGCACAUGAAGGCUCGACUUCAUUCAAUUACACAUGUCUGCCAAGCCAGACUUGUUGGCCAACCGCAAACGAGUGGAAUGCUUUCAACCAAAGCAUCAACGGCAAUCUCCGACUGACGGUACCCUGGGCCGCACCCUGCUACUCCGAUCCUUCGAGCAAACAGUGCCAAGAGGUUGCAAAGAACUACGGUGAUGGUGUCUCACGUACCAAGCAAUACGGAUCCAUGGAGUUUCUCGACUGGGAAAGGUGUGGUCAAUCUCAAUGCGCACUCAACUCUUUCAACACUUCAGCGCCUGUCUCUGGUACCUGCGCGCUAGGAAGGCUAUCCGCAUACCAUGUAAGGGCUGAGACUGGGCGCGAUAUCAGCCAGACGUUGGAUUUCGUUCGCAAACAUGGGAUUCGUGUCUCGAUCAAGAAUACUGGGCACGAUUAUUACGCGCGGUCAACAGCGUCGAAUUCGUUGGCUAUCUGGACUCAUAACAUGAAAGAUACUAAGUUUUAUAAAUCCUUCCAGCCCACAGGUUGCAAAACCCGCUAUGAGAACAUCGGGGAGAUUGGUGCUGGCAUCCAAGCUCAGGAGGCGUGGGAGGCCUUCGAGCCUCAUGGCAUGCUCGUCACAGUUGGCGCAGUAGCUUCCGUUGGCAUCGCAGGGGGCUACGGUCAGGGAGGUGGCCAUGGACCGCUGGGGCCCAAGUAUGGACUCAUGAUCGAUCAAGCAGUUGAGUUCGACGUCGUCACUGCUGAUGGCAAGCAACGCACUAUCAAUGAAUGCAGCGACCCGGAUCUCUUCUGGGCAAUGCGUGGAGGCGGAGGUGGCAGCUACGCUGUGCUCACAUCCUACAAGUUUCAGCUGCAUCCGGCUGAGCCUAUCAAUGUGUACAGCUUCCAAGCUCACUUUCCGGAGCCAAAAGACAUCGCCAAGUCGAAGAUCCAUCGCGACAUCAUCACCGGGCUUGCCUCCAAUCAGCCCUCGUUUUCCAAGCAUGGAGUUGCCGGAUACAAUUUUGUACUCCCAGAUCAUGUCGUGUUUCUUCAAGUAUUGCCCUCUAGCGACACUUCAGAGAUCAAGGCUAUCACUUCCCAAUGGCACGAUUUUCUUACCAAUUAUCCUGGUCUAAAUAUCACCGAGAAUGAGUAUCACUCCUUCAAGAGAUUUUCGCAGUACAAUGAAUUUACAGAGAGACCCGAGAUAUCUCGCAAUGGGCCGGUCGGUCUAGGCUUCAAUGGCGGAGGACGCUUCAUCCCCAAGGAUCUCUUCAAUUCGACUGAUAACAUCGAACGACUAGUGGAUGCAGUUGUAACUGCAAUGCACUUCUCUCGCACCAACCAUGGCGGUGGAGGCGCUCAGUUUUACGCUACUGGACCUGACAACACUCCUGAUAAUGGUAAGACUAGUGUGAAUCCACUAUGGAGAGACUCACUAUGGGAGAUAGUGAUGGGCCAGUUCUGGACGACAGCCACACCACCAGCUGUGCGAUCGCAGAUCCAAAAGACCGUUUCCGCUACUAUUGAGCACUUGAAGACCGUGACACCAGGUGGUGGGUGCUAUUCCAAUGAGGGCGAUUGGACUGAGGAAGACUGGCAGCAAACGUUCUUCGGUGAGCACUAUGAUAGGCUACUGGCAAUCAAGAAGCACUAUGAUCCUACCGGUCUAUUCAAUUGUUGGAAGUGUGUGGGUUGGACAGGAUAUGAUGAUCCAAUGUAUUCAUGCUAUGCGCAAACUCAACAGACACCACUACCUUCUGUCCCACUUGGACCUGUCAGAUAG
Molecule: messenger RNA, 1995 nt
Organism: Alternaria arborescens
Lineage: Eukaryota; Fungi; Ascomycota; Dothideomycetes; Pleosporales; Pleosporaceae
Exons: 3
Coding region: 1-1995 (664 amino acids)
Molecular function (GO): FAD binding; oxidoreductase activity
Source: RefSeq, a predicted model, not a curated record